This is a messenger RNA of Oncorhynchus mykiss (rainbow trout), 1350 nucleotides long. NCBI's taxonomy places the organism in Eukaryota, Metazoa, Chordata, Actinopteri, Salmoniformes, Salmonidae. The record is from RefSeq and is a predicted model, not a curated record.
AUGGCUGUGUGGACCAGACCAGACCAGCCCACACCACACCAGACCAUCCCACACCAGACCAGCCCACACCACACCAUCCCACACCAGUCCAGCCCACACCAGACCAGCCCACACCAGACCAUCCCACACCAGACCAGCCCACACCACACCAUCCCACACCAACCAGCCCACACCACACCAGUCCAACCCACAGCAGACCAGCCCACACCACACCAGUCCAGCCCACACCACACCAGUCCAGCCCACACCAGACCAGCCCAUACCACACCAGUCCAGCCCACACCAGACCAGCCCAUACCACACCAGUCCAGCCCACACCACACCAGUCCAGCCCACACCAGGCCAGCCCACACCAGUCCAGCCCACACCAGACCAGCCCACACCACACCAGACCAGCCCAUAACACACCAGUCCAGCCCACACCAGACCAGCCCAUACCACACCAGUCCAGCCCACACCAGACCAGCCCACACCACACCAGUCCAGCCCACACCACACCAGUCCAGCCCACACCACACCAGUCCAGCCCACACCAGGCCAGCCCACACCAGUCCAGCCCACACCAGACCAGCCCACACCACACCAGACCAGUCCACACCACACCAGGCCAGCCCACACCAGUCUAGCCCACACCAGUCCAGCCCACACAAGUCCAGCCCACACCAGUCCAGCCCACACCAGGCCAGCCCACACCAGUCUAGCCCACACCAGUCCAGCCCACACCAUCCAGCCCACACCACACCAGUCCAGCCCACACCAGGCCAGCCCACACCAGUCCAGCCCACACCAGACCAGCCCACACCACACCAGACCAGCCCAUACCACACCAGUCCAGCCCACACCAGACCAGCCCAUACCAAACCAGUCCAGCCCACACCAGACCAGCCCACACCACACCAGUCCACACCACACCAGGCCAGCCCACACCAGUCUAGCCCACACCAGUCCAGCCCACACAAGUCCAGCCAACACCAGUCCAGCCCACACCAGGCCAGCCCACACCAGUCUAGCCCACACCAGUCCAGCCCACACCAGUCCAGCCCACACCACACCAGGCCAGUCCAGCCCACACCAGUCCAGCCCACACCAGUUCAGCCCACACCACACCAGUCUAGCCCACACCAGUCUAGCCCACACCAGUCUAGCCCACACCAGUCCAGCCCACACCAGUCCAGCCCACACCAGGCCAGCCCACACCAGGCCAGCCCACACCAGUCUAGCCCACACCAGUCCAGCCCACACCAGUCCAGCCCACACCAGGCCAGCCCACACCAGGCCAGCCCACACCAGGCCAGCCCACACCACACCAGUUUAGCCCACACCAGGCCAGCCCACACCACACCAGUCUAG